Molecule: messenger RNA, 5030 nt
Organism: Hemiscyllium ocellatum (epaulette shark)
Lineage: Eukaryota; Metazoa; Chordata; Chondrichthyes; Orectolobiformes; Hemiscylliidae
Gene: atp10b
Product: ATPase phospholipid transporting 10B
Exons: 23
Coding region: 99-4256 (1385 amino acids)
Biological process (GO): phospholipid translocation
Cellular component (GO): plasma membrane
Molecular function (GO): ATP binding; magnesium ion binding; ATPase-coupled intramembrane lipid carrier activity
Source: RefSeq, a predicted model, not a curated record
AAUUUAUUGAAGACAUCCUAUUUAUCAAAGAAGAUGAAACUCAACUCUUAACAACUAAAGACCAAACACCUGAAGAUGGAAAAGUGACCCAGUGAAUAAUGGCACACUCGAUAGAAUGGAUUCGAUUCCGCUUCCAGCAGCAACGACCCCAUAAUGUCUCUGAAACAACACCAUUGUUAUCACCUUCAUCACGGAAUUCUCCAGUCAGGACACAAAAGUCAGCUGGUUUAAGCAACCAAAGAAUUAUCAUUCCAAAUAAUGGAAAGUUUCCCAGAAACUCAGAAAAGCUAAUGAAAAGCUACUUGAGCAACAAAAUAAGAACCACAAAGUAUACCUUCAUCAACUUCCUUCCAAAGAACAUUUUUGAACAGUUUUACAGGUUUGCUAAUAUUUACUUUCUGUUCCUGGCACUUCUGAACUGGGUCCCAUUCAUUGGAGUUUUCCAGAAAGAGAUAACCAUGUUACCCCUGAUUAUUGUGAUGUCCACUACUGCUAUUAAAGAUGGAGUUGAAGACUACAAGAGAUACAGAUUUGAUAAAAAGAUAAAUCAAGCCAAGACAAAGGUAUUUGAUUGGAAACAGCAGCAGUAUGUUAAAAAAUGCUGGAAAGAUGUUCAAGUGGGUGACUUUGUGCAGCUCUCAUGCAAUGAAAUAAUCCCAGCUGAUAUGCUCCUAUUGCACUCAUCAGAACAAAAUGGAAUCUGUCACAUUGAGACUUUUAACCUCGAUGGAGAAACAAACCUCAAACAAAGACUUGCAGUUAAAGGGUUUACAAAUCCUCAUUCGAGUUUUGAACCAGAGACCUUCAACUGCACUAUAACCUGUGAAAACCCCAACAAUGAUCUCAACAAAUUUGAGGGCAUUAUGGAAAAUCCUGAAAAUAAGAUCGGCUUCAAUAAAGACAGCCUCUUACUUCGAGGAUGCACUAUCCGGAACACUAAAGUUAUUGUGGGAAUAGUUAUAUAUGCAGGUCAUGAAACCAAGGCAAUGCUUAAUAAUAAUGGACCUCGCUACAAACGGAGUAAAUUGGAGAGGAGAAUGAACACCAAUGUCCUCUGCUCUGUUGUUCUCAUGGUGAUUAUGUGUUUUCUUGGAGCCUUGGGCCACAGUAUUUGGGUUGGAACCUUCCCUUCGUGGCCUCCAUUUGAACCUCCAGACAGCAAUGGCAGCUUCAUGUCAGCUGCUGUAUCUGGGUGUUACAUGUUCCUGACAAUGGUGAUACUAUUACAGGUCUUUAUCCCUAUUUCUUUAUAUGUUUCCAUUGAGGUUGUAAAGUUGGGUCAAAUAUUCUUCAUACACAAUGAUAUUGAUCUGUACGACGAAAGUACCAACACCCGUGUGCAGUGUCGUGCUCUGAAUAUCACUGAGGACCUUGGUCAGAUCCAGUAUAUCUUCUCCGAUAAGACAGGAACCCUCACUGAAAACAGAAUGGCCUUCCGUCGUUGCACCAUCUUCGGCACAGAGUUUCGACAUGCUGAAAAUACAAGGCGAUUAUCUACACAGAGGGGACUGGUCUCUUUUGAUGAAGAAAGGCCACUUUUGCAGAGCACAGAUGAUGUAACCAACAUUCAGAGUACCAUGCCCCAUCCAAAGCAAAAGAGUAUAAUGUCAAUGCAACAUUCGCAAGGCAUACAUUCGCAACAGAAGUAUGGUCAGCAAUCUGGGAUGAAUUGUGAUAGUUUCUCAACCCAGAAGGUGGCAUUCAACAGCCCAAUAGAGAAAGAAAUCAUCCCUGACGAAUCCUUGCUGAACAGAAUUCAAGAUGCUGUUGUUCAUAUGGACACAUGGACUCGACUUAAAGACAGCACUGAGUUGGAAAAUGCAUGUAUCAUAGAUUUCUUUCUGGCUUUGACAUUGUGUAACACAGUUAUGGUUUCCACAGCAACACAACCAAGGCAACGAGUAUUAUCUUCACCCUUGUCAAAAACUUCCACAAAUUCCCAGGAGAAGCUACAGCAGCUAUUUCAGAAGCUUAAGCUGACAAGAACAAGUUCCAUUUCCACACCAAAUCAAUCGGACUCUGAUGAACCAGGGCAUUUCUGCAAUAAAACAUCGCUGUCCUCUGAAGUUAGUCCAACUUCUUCAUAUAGUGCGGAGACUGUAACAGAUGAUGCUGUUUCUAGGUCUGAUCUCAUCAAUAAUGUACAUGAAAUGGCUAACAGUGUUGACGGAGAAGAUCACAGUAUUCUUGAAGAAGCUGAUAAAAAUCAAAGCAAUUUAGAGUUCUGCUAUGAAGCUGAAAGCCCAGAUGAAGCAGCCCUUGUGCACGCUGCUCGAGCUUACAAUUUCACAUUAUGGUCUCGAACUCCCAACCAAGUGACUGUGAAGUUACCUCAAGGGGAUCUUCUCACUUUUGAAGUAUUACAUACAUUAGCAUUUGAUUCAACAAGGAAAAGGAUGUCUGUAAUAGUCAAACAUCCCCUCACUGAAGAGAUUAUCAUGUACACAAAGGGAGCAGAUUCUGCUAUCAUGGAUUUAUUAGCGGUAUCAGCCAAAGAGGAAAAGCAUAGACAAAUAACUCUGGAAACACAGAAGUAUCUGGACAUGUAUGCAAAUGAUGGUCUGCGAACACUAUGCAUCGCAAAGAAGGUCUUAAGCACGAGUGAAUACAAAAAAUGGGCUGAUUUAAGGCAUGAGGCAGAGACCAGUAUUGAUCACAGAGAAGCAUUGAUUCUAGAGACAACACUACGAUUGGAAACAGAUCUUCAAUUAUUGGGGGCAACAGGUAUUGAGGAUCGUCUGCAAGAUGGUGUGCCAGAUACCAUUGAAGCCCUUCGUGAAGCUGGAAUUUUGAUUUGGGUCCUGACAGGAGAUAAGCAGGAGACUGCUGUUAAUAUCGCUUAUGCAUGUAAGCUUCUGAAUUCAAAGGACUUUAUCUUCACUCUAAGUAAUGAAAACCAGGAGACCUGUGAAUCUUCACUGGAUUGCAUCUUGGACAAAAUGAGAAUGUAUAAAGAAGUAAAUAGCACCACAUCCAAUGUACCAAUGGACUUUGCACCUGUUUCCUCUGUACUCAAACCCAGCUUUGGUCUAGUGAUUGAUGGAAAGACUUUGAGUGUAAUCUUCCAUGGAAAUCUGCAGAAGAAGUUCCUGGAUCUUGUAAAGUGUUGCCAAUCUGUGCUGUGUUGUCGUUGCACUCCUCUGCAGAAAAGCAUAGUGGUCAAGCUUGUCCGUGCUCACCUAAAUGUCAUGACAUUAGCAAUAGGUGAUGGGGCCAAUGAUGUCAGCAUGAUCCAAGCUGCUGAUGUGGGUGUUGGACUCUUCGGUCAAGAAGGAAUGCAGGCUGUGAUGGCCAGUGAUUUUUCAAUCUCUCACUUCAAACAUCUAAAAAAGCUGCUCCUGGUGCAUGGUCAUUGGUGCUACACUCGAUUGUCCAACAUGACUAUUUAUUUCUUUUACAAGAAUGUGGCCUAUGUGAAUCUCUUAUUCUGGUACCAGUUUUUCUGUGGAUUUACUGGGACAACAAUGAUUGACUAUUGGUUGAUGAUUUUUUUCAAUCUUUUCUUCACUUCCCUGCCUCCAUUACUGUGUGGAAUACUGGACAAAGAUAUUUCUGCAGGACUGCUUUUGGAAUUCCCUGAGCUGUAUAAAAGUGGUCAGCAGUCUGCGGUCUCCAAUCUCUGUAUUUUUGGGAUCAACAUGAUGGAUGCCUUUUAUCAGAGUCUCGUCUGCUUCUUCAUUCCAUACUUUACUUAUCGUGAUUCAAAUAUUGAUGUCUUUACAUUUGGAAUACCCAUGAAUACUCUGUCCAUCUUUACAAUCCUAGCACAUCUGGCAAUUGAAACCAAAACAUGGACUUGGCUGCAUUGGAGUUCAAUAAUUGGGAGUAUCGCAUUCUACUUUUUGGUCACUCUUGUAUACUGUGCCAAAUGUGUGAUCUGCAACCCUCCAUCUAAUCCCUACUGGAUAAUGCAACGUCAGAUGACCGAUCCACUCUUUUACCUCAUCUGUCUCAUCACACCGGUUCUAGCCCUGCUACCAAGGUAUUUAUUUCGUAGCCUUCAAGGGACAUUGUUUACGUCUUGCAUUUUCAAAGCUCGUCAACUGGACAAAUUGGACUGGGAACAAUGCAUUCGAACCAUUAAACAGUGGAAAGGCCUUUACACCUCAGAAAAUGAUACUUCGUCUUCAACAGGUUCUGCAGAUCAAUCACCAAUUGAAAAUAUCAACCACCCUUUUCCAACGUCAAGUAAUUAUGAUCCUCAGUUUAUUUCUUCCAGUCCAGGGGAGAGCGAAAAUGCAGAAUUCUACCAAUAGCAUGUGAAGAUCAGGUGUCAUAGGAGAAAGAUAACGAAAUGGAAAUGAUGUGGAUUCUAAUGAAGCUACGCAUUCACAAAUACCUUUGGAAAGAAGAGAAACUCUUUCUCCUCCCUCUCAGUCAGUGUUGUAUAGGGAAUAAAAACAGCUACAAACCUUUAAAGAACAUUUUGCCUUUUUAGAAGAACUGUCAUUGUGUCAAAUGAACAAAACAUUCAGCCCACAUGCAAAGUUUCGAAAGACCUAAUCUGCGAGUCUGAGUUUUCUCUAUCUUUUCAUGUAAAGAAGAUAACAUGAACUGAAUUGAUCAACCAAAUGUGCCAUUAAUAUUUGUUUGUCUUUAUGACAGUCAACUGGUUCUUAACUGUGCAAAUUUAAAUUAUUUUGUUUAACACUCUGCCCAAAGUAAUUAAGUGCAAGUUCAUUGAUUUCAUAAGAACUUAAAUAAGCAGGAUCAUUGAAAUGCACAUGACUGUGGAUAAUAAAAUCUGAAACAAGAACAAAAAGUGUUGGAAAUACUGAGCAGGUUGAUAGUACCUAUUGCAUGGGGAGCAGAGUCAAUGCUUCAUGUUCUGGUUCUGAGGUAAAGUCACACUCAAGAAAUGUGAACUCAGUGAGGGAAAUAUUAUCAUGGACUGAGUGACAUGCUUUAUUGAAAGAUUUGUGACCAAAUCAUGGUAAGGGUCCAGUAAAGUCAGCCUCUAUGGUGGAAGCAAAAUGUGAUGCCAUUUAAGCUUUUCACAAGCAGGGUGGUGAGAUUCUCACAAGAUAGUA